AUGGCGAUUAUGGAUCGCUUUCGGGGUUCUACCCCCACGCCAGUGUCUUCUACAGCAGACCCGGAGAAGAAGCCGCAGUACCUGCAUAUCAGCGUAAAAGAUCACUUUCGACCACGAAUCAUCUUGAUGGCAGUGCUCGUGUCAAUGGGUGGCUUCAUCUUUGGUUACGAUACGGGACAGAUCAGUGGAUUCUUGGAGAUGCCCGACUUCCUGGAUAGAUUCUCCGACACGACCGACCCCCAAACUGGGGAUCCUGCCUUCACACAUGGAAGAAGUGGAACCAUCGUUGGGUUGCUAUCCAUUGGAACCUUGAUCGGUGCACUCAUCGCCGCGCCCGUCGCAGACAAGUUCGGCCGCAAAUACUCGAUCUGCUUCUGGAACAUCAUUUUUUGUGUUGGCGUCAUUGUCCAGGUCGCUACUACGACUACGUGGUACCAAAUUGCCAUCGGCCGAUGGGUCGCUGGACUCGGAGUGGGAGGCCUCUCAGUGUUGACACCUAUGUACCAGUCAGAGACUGCCCCUCGCUACGUGCGCGGUGCUCUCGUAUCUUGCUACCAACUCUUCAUCACACUCGGAAUCUUCACCGCGUAUUGCAUCAACUUCGGAACGAACCAAGAGCGAAGUGCUCGCGCUUGGAGACUGCCCAUGGCCAUCGGCUUCAUCUGGCCCGUCAUCAUGGGUUUUGGAAUGCUCACUCUGCGCGAGUCACCUCGCUGGGCCUACCGCAAGGGCAGAAUUGAUGAAGCCCGCAAGACGAUCGCUCUCAGCUACAGUGUAGCCGAAGAGCACCCCGAAGUCGAACGCGAACUACACGAAAUCAAGAUGAAACUUAAUGCUGAGCGUGCAGGCGGCGGCAAGCACCCCUGGUACGAGAUCUUUACUGGACCGCGCAUGGCGUACCGCACCAUCCUCGGCAUCACUCUCCAGGCCCUGCAACAGCUUACAGGCGCAAACUUCUUCUUCUACUAUGGUACUACCAUCUUCGGCUCCGUGGGUCUGCCCAACCCGUAUGUCACGUCCAUCAUCCUUGGCGCCGUGAACUUCGGCACCACUUUCCCCGGUCUUUACAUCGUCGAGAAGUUUGGCCGCCGCCCCGCGCUCAUCACCGGAGGUCUGUGGAUGUUCAUGUGCUUCAUAGUUUUUGCAUCCCUCGGCUCCUUCGCUCUUGACCAGGACAACCCGCAAAGCACUCCUGGAGUUGGCUACGCCAUGAUCAUCUUCGCAUGUUUCUUUAUCGCCGGCUUCGCCAUGACAUGGGGUCCCAUCAUCUGGGCCGUGGUCGGCGAGAUCUACCCCUCGCGCUAUCGAGCAAAGUGCAUGGCCCUCGCUACCGCAUCGAACUGGACGUGGAACUUCCUCAUCUCUUUCUUCACGCCUUACAUCACUGGUGCUAUUGAUUACAAGUACGGCUACGUCUUCGCAGCGUGCUGUUUCAUGGGUGCGGUGGUGGUGUACUUUUUUGUCUGCGAAACGCACGGAAGGACGCUUGAGGAGAUCGACACAAUGUACAUUCUUCAUGUGAGCCCCAGGAAGAGCAAGAACUGGCAGCCGCCGGAGGGCGAGGAGCUGCCCAACUUGGACAAUACAUACUUGACGCCGGGAGCAAGGGGCAUCAAUAAGAGGCAGGAGGCUAGGGCGCCGGAGCAGAUGAUGCAGGAGAAUACGCCUGAGCCGGGAUAUUUUCCUGAGUCAUCCGGUGCCAGACGUUGA
This is a messenger RNA of Paraphaeosphaeria sporulosa, 1710 nucleotides long. Its product is annotated as general substrate transporter. NCBI's taxonomy places the organism in Eukaryota, Fungi, Ascomycota, Dothideomycetes, Pleosporales, Didymosphaeriaceae. The transcript is spliced from 2 exons. Gene Ontology annotation, molecular function: carbohydrate:proton symporter activity. The record is from RefSeq and is a predicted model, not a curated record. The coding region runs from base 1 to 1710 and encodes 569 amino acids. Gene Ontology annotation, biological process: carbohydrate transport; transmembrane transport. Gene Ontology annotation, cellular component: plasma membrane.